AUGGAUCACUUGUUGGGUUUGUUAAGCAUUCGUGUGCAGAAAGGCGUAAACCUUGCCGCUACUGAUCACAUCCGAGGUGGCGAUCCUUAUGUUGUUUUUCGACUAGGCAAUCAGACAUUGAAGACUGGAGUUGUGAAGAAUACCCUUAAUCCGGUGUGGGAUGAAGUUUUAACCCUUCCGAUUUUUGAACCUAUAACGAUCAAAAUGGAAGUGUACGACAAGGAUAGGUUCUCGCGUGAUGAUGAAAUGGGGGACGCCGACUUAGACAUCAAACCGUUGAUAGAAGUGUUAAGAUUGCGUUUGGAUGAUCUCCCGAACGAAACAAUCAUCGCGACCAUAAAACCAACAAGGACUAACUGUUUAGCUGAAGAGAGCAACAUAACAUGGAGCAAAGGGGAGGUUAUACAGAAUAUGGUUCUUCGGUUACGAAAUGCGGUAUCGGGUGAAGUUGAGGUUCAGUUAGGAUGGAUCAAUGUUCCAGGUUCUAAAGGUCUAUGA
Molecule: messenger RNA, 498 nt
Organism: Helianthus annuus (common sunflower)
Lineage: Eukaryota; Viridiplantae; Streptophyta; Magnoliopsida; Asterales; Asteraceae
Product: protein C2-DOMAIN ABA-RELATED 4
Exons: 3
Coding region: 1-498 (165 amino acids)
Source: RefSeq, a predicted model, not a curated record